This is a messenger RNA of Aspergillus novofumigatus IBT 16806, 1395 nucleotides long. RefSeq names its product putative alpha-1,6-mannosyltransferase subunit. Gene Ontology annotation, cellular component: Golgi membrane. Gene Ontology annotation, molecular function: glycosyltransferase activity. Gene Ontology annotation, biological process: protein N-linked glycosylation. The record is from RefSeq and is a predicted model, not a curated record. Bases 1 to 1395 code for a protein of 464 amino acids. Lineage: Eukaryota; Fungi; Ascomycota; Eurotiomycetes; Eurotiales; Aspergillaceae. The transcript is spliced from 3 exons.
AUGUCCCUCUCUCGAUCACCCUCUCCCCACCCGGGAGGAGGGUGGUCAAGUCCGGGUCUUACUCCCGGCAGUGGCACUUCGACCCCGCGCAGCGGUUUCCUCUCACCUAACUCACUCGGUCCCAGCGGCAUAUCCUGGGCAGCGGCUCGAGCGAAGAGCGACGAAGUUCGAGGAUAUCCGUCAUUCUCGACAAGGAAUAACGGGUUCUUCUCCAGGUCAAAACGCAAGAUCACAUCUAGCCUGCCUCGGUUUCGUAUGAAUGGUUCGGCGCGAAAUGGAUACGUUGACAAGGAUGAAUACUGGCGGGGGCAUAACUAUUCCGGGACAGGGUUGCGAUUCGGGUUCGCCAGGGGUUUGAUGCGGAGAAGGCGGUCGCGGGCCAUUUUGGCGCUGAUUGUCCUUUUCCUAGGAUAUUUGUUCUUCUGGACAGCUAUUGUCCAAAGUUACCGGCGAUCAUCCUUUGGCGGAGGACGCAAGUUCGUGAUCAUUCUACAAUCCAAUGUGGAAGGAGGGGUCAUGGAGUGGAAGGGAGCGCGCGAAUGGGCAGUCGAGCGCAACAGUAUCUCUAACAAGGAGGAGUACGCGAAGCGGUGGGGUUACGAACUGGAGAUUGUCAACAUGCUGGCCAAGAAGCGGUACUCGCAUGAAUGGCGAGAGAGUUGGGAGAAGGUCGAUAUCAUCCGGGAUGCUAUGAGGAAGUAUCCAAAUGCGGAGUGGUUUUGGUGGUUGGACCUAAACACUUGGAUCAUGGAGUACUCUUAUUCCCUGCAAGAUCAUAUCUUCGAUCGGUUGGGCGAACUGACUUAUCGCGAUGUCAACUUAUACAACCCGCUGAACAUCAGCCACCCCCCGACAGCACCUUAUCUGGAUGAACUAUCCCGCUCGGUGGAAGGAGACGGGAAUCCGUCCUCUAUCGAUUUGUUGCUGUCACAAGACUGCGGCGGCUUCAACUUGGGUUCAUUCUUCAUCAGACGCUCGCUGUGGUCUGAUCGACUAUUGGAUCUCUGGUGGGACCCUGUCAUGUACGAGCAAAAGCACAUGGACUGGGAGCACAAGGAACAGGAUGCGCUGGAGUAUCUGUACCAAAGUCAACCGUGGAUCCGCAGCAAUGUCGCCUUUACACCUCAGCGCUACAUCAACUCAUUCCCUCCCGGAGCUUGUGGUGAAGGCGACGAUCCCGACGUGCAUUACUCGGAGAAGGAACGUGACUUCAUGGUGAAUAUGGCCGGUUGUCAGUUCGGCCGAGACUGCUGGGGGGAGAUGUACCAAUAUCGCGAGUUCAGCAAGAAGCUCAACCGCACGCGAUGGCAGCGUUUGAAGGAUGGGCUGGGCGAACUUUACAGCAGACUACUGCCGAAGGAUGUCCAGGACAACCCGCAAGAACAACAGCAAUGA